Daphnia pulicaria is the source of this 2643-nucleotide messenger RNA. RefSeq names its product probable ubiquitin carboxyl-terminal hydrolase FAF-Y. Gene Ontology annotation, molecular function: ubiquitin protein ligase activity. The transcript has 7 exons. NCBI's taxonomy places the organism in Eukaryota, Metazoa, Arthropoda, Branchiopoda, Diplostraca, Daphniidae. Gene Ontology annotation, biological process: protein ubiquitination. The record is from RefSeq and is a predicted model, not a curated record. Bases 45 to 2306 code for a protein of 753 amino acids.
GUCUAACGGUUAGUACAUUUUCGGCCACGGUUCGGUGUGCAAAUAUGGAAGAGGACGCAACGGAGCAUUACAUCACGUGUCUUGUCUGCUAUUUGCAGUUUGAUGACCAUCAGGUCAAACCCAAGUUAUUGUCUUGUUCUCACACCGUUUGUCUCCAGUGCCUAAAGACAAUCUUUAAUCACGGAGCAGUAAUUACUUGUCCGGUUUGUCGGCGGUCUGACCGUUUGCAAUAUGGAAUUGAGCAACUGCCAACCAAUCAAGCUGUUUUGUACAUUAUCAAGUUGAACGAAAAAUUGAAAUGUCAAAAACUGACAUGUCUCUCUGAGAGUUUGGAAGUGGACGAUUUUAUAAAAGAACUACUAGAAAUUCACUCGCCGGAAGACAAAGUGUUUUUCGAUCAACUGCGAAAAAUUAUUCAGUUUGUCGUGAAAGAUUCCACAAGAUCGUUGGAACCCGUUUGGAAAAUUCAAGACCGUUGGACAAACGGGGUUUAUGUUGUUCAAUUGCAUCAGACUGUCAUUUCUUGCGUCAAAGAAUUCACGCUCCAACACGUGAACUACCUUAUCAGCGACAUUCAGGCACGUUGGAACUCGGUCGAUGUGACCCAACGCUACGCAUUGUUGAAUUUUAUUCGUACUUUGGCCAACGAGACUGAUUACGAUGACGUCCCAUUUCAAGUUUUAGACGUCAUUUUGGAGUUCGUGCAAUGCCCAGACACGCCCGAUGAACUGAUGGAUUCUUGCAUCGACAUUCAGUGCAAGAUUUUGAAUGAUUGCUUCAACAGUGAUCUGGUGAGCCACUGGAUCCUGAACUGCAUCCAGAUAAUCCAGCACAGGGAACAGCAGCGAUCCGUGAUGGUAGCCAUGAAAUUGAUCCGCCACUUGUGUUACUUGUACGCCGUCAAAUCGGCCUCGUCUAACGACCACUACCAACAAUCCGCCGAAUUCACCGAGUUGGUCUGGCUAAAGUACAAGGAGAUUUACAUGUUUCUCAAUCAAGACUGGCACCUACUAGAUCUAGCCGUAGCUGAAAUCGUGGCCUACAUGGCAGACGUUCGUUUAAACUGGACGGGAGCUAACCAAGCUCAUCCGGCAGCCAUUCAAGAACGACUUACAUUCAUUCUAAUGAUCCUUAAAUAUGGUCAAUUGGUUCUGAGCGACUCGAAUUCCGUUACCAUCUGGACCUGCCUUGUAGGCGGAACUGUUUCCGCCUCAGAUUCCGACGUGUGCUUCGAGUGGUUCAGUAGAGCUAUCGAAAUGAACGUCCUGGACCCUAAAGGCCACCAGCGAAUUUUCCACAAUCACAUCCUGAAGCUAGAUCCUCGCCAGAUGACGUACCAAACUCAUUUCUUCAUCGACUGUUUCCAACAUUUCUUCUUGGCUGUCCAGUGCUCGGCUGGAGACACCUUCACCGAGGAUGUGAUCGAUCCUACACCUGGACUGGAAUUCCUCUGGAAAAUGUCCCUAUAUUCCGAUCCAUCCGUUGCUCAAAAGGCGUACGACUUAUUGAAGGAGACAAUCAUCUACUUGGGUUCACGAUUGGUGGCUUGUUCGAUUGAAAUUCCAGACAAUGUCAUUGGUGAUUGCCUGGACAGAUUCAGGGACGAAUGUUUGGCCAAUAGACGAGUACCGAGAUGUCUGGCCACCAUGACCCAAACGAAGUUGAUGGAUCACCUAGCUGAACUGUUGGAAGAAGAAGACAUUCCGGGAAGUUUUGAAGCUUUGGAACACCGGCGGGAAUUGACAAUUGGAAUCCACACGGUUUUGUCGCUGCCGCUCAAGUUCGAUAUCAACCGAUCCAUUUUUCUCCUUUCGGUCACGAAGAGAGGCCGCUUGCUGGGCAAGAUUCACAUCAAACCUUGGGCGCUCUUUGGUAGCAGCAAAUUCAUUCAGGAAUUGUGGGAAUUCUGCAUUGGUAAUCCAAGAAAAAUUGGCCGGCGGAUUUUUAAGUCGACCAGUGAUACGUCCGUCAGUUUGAAAGUGAAGAACGCCCUGUUCCAGCCGGUAGUUCCGGAAUUGUUGAAUUAUGCCAUUUGGGUGAACUCUGAAUGCGCCGAAAAAGCUUGCCAGGUGGGUAUCACUGGCAUCCAGAGCUCCCACAGGAGAGACGGCAACAGUCGACGUGUCACCGGAUGGCAAUUCGUGUUUCUCAUUCGUGACAAGAGUCCCGGUAAUCACCAACCCAAGACGUCGCUUCGCUUUGGCGACGUCGUCCAAGGCAUCGACGUCGUUAAAUCACUUUGCUGCUCCCGAAUAUUGUCGUCCCAUUUCAGCGACGGACUCCGACUGACCCUGGAAGCCAUUUGAAAGUCAUAAGCUUCAUUUAAUCUUUUUCUUUUUCUCAAUUUUGUGAUUUGUUAUGGAAUGGUGGUCGCUUUCACAAAUGAUUAGUUCGAACAAAUACCUUUUUCAGGCAAAACUGUUUAAUUUUUUAGAAGGCAAUUAAUGUGUUUUUUUAAUGGUUUUCAAACGAAAAGAUAAUUUCGUUUUUGUGAUUCAUAUAUCUUCGUGAGCCUAAUUAGCAUUCUCCUUCUGAUUUGAAUUAAAUGUGAUAAAUUCAUCUUGUGAGUCUGCGAUGGUAUGCAUAAUUAAUUAACACAAUUCUGUACGUGAUUCUUAAUCGAUACAUAUCUUUAUACUGAUA